AUGGAUUUUUCUUUGAAAUUAGCCAUCAUUCGUACUGAGGUUUUAAUGUCAGUCAUCAUGGAAACAGACGGUGGUGUCAACAGAACAAAGGGUGUCACUUAUAUACAUCCCUGCUACGAGAUUGAUAAUUUCAGUUACAAUUUCACCACAACUCCUUCUGCAAUCUGUGUAUUGCUGUAUGCUUUCCUUUCACUUCUGUGUUUUGGUGCAGUAUGUGGAAACCUUCUUGUAAUAAUCUCCAUCAUUUACUUCAAACAGCUUCAAACUCCUACUAAUUCUCUUAUUCUGUCUCUGGCUGUGGCUGACCUGCUUGUGGGGAUAAUAGUGUUUCCUUUCAGCAUGGCAUUCUCUCUCAGCUCAUGUAUGUAUCAUGAAGGUUUAUUCUGUAAAGUACGGGGCAGCUUUGAUGUAUUGCUCAGCACGUGCUCUAUUAUGCACCUAAGUUGCAUUUCUGUUGACAGAUAUUAUGCAAUUUGUCAUCCAUUAACAUAUAAAUCUAAAAUUAGUCAUCGUGUUGUUGUCAUUAUGAUUGCUGUAAGCUGGAGUGUUUCUGCUUUAAUUGGAAUUGGAGUGACCAUUUCUGGAUUAAACAAUGAACAGGGUGAGGAAACAUCAUUUAUUGACAUUCUCAUGGCAAACACAGUUGGACCUAUUUUAUCGUUUUACCUUCCAGUUAUCCUAAUGUUGUGCAUCUACCUGAAGAUUUUUCUUGUUGCACAAAGACAGGCACGAAGCAUCCAAAAUAGGAUGAAAUGUGGAGUAUAUGUCAGUAAAACAGAGAAAAAAGCCACCAAAACAUUGGCAACUGUUCUGGGAGUGUUUCUUUUUUGUUGGACUCCUUUUUUCCUUUGCAUUACUUUUCUGCCCUUUACCAACAAUUUAGUACCAAUUGCUGUAAUUGAAACACUUAAUUGGCUCACGUUGUCUAAUUCAAUGUUGAAUCCUUUCAUUUACGCUUUCUUUUACAGCUGGUUCAGGUCAGCCUUUAAACUCAUUAUUUUUGGAAAAAUGUUUCAAAAUGAUUUUGCUAACUUUAAAUUGCAUGGACUCACUGCUUGA
This is a messenger RNA of Nematolebias whitei (Rio pearlfish), 1059 nucleotides long. Its product is annotated as trace amine-associated receptor 1-like. Bases 1 to 1059 code for a protein of 352 amino acids. The transcript is spliced from 2 exons. NCBI's taxonomy places the organism in Eukaryota, Metazoa, Chordata, Actinopteri, Cyprinodontiformes, Rivulidae. Gene Ontology annotation, cellular component: membrane. Gene Ontology annotation, molecular function: trace-amine receptor activity. Gene Ontology annotation, biological process: G protein-coupled receptor signaling pathway. The record is from RefSeq and is a predicted model, not a curated record.